UAUUUGCCGCCGUAUCAGUCUCUCUCACUCUUCUCACCCCAAAUGAUAAAUCCUCUCCUCUUCUCUCUCUAAACCCCAAACCUCCGCCGUUGUGACCUCUCCAAUGGCUUCAAUAUCGGCCGACCUAGCCGCCACCCUUCUCGGGCUAACUUCCCGCCACUCCGCCCGGGUCGGAGCCCCGGCCCUGUUCCCUCUUUCAUGGAGACCCGGGCCUUCCCCACUUCGCUACUCAUCUUCAUCUCUAACCUCCUCUUUCCGCCAGAGACUGGUCUCCAACCCUAAGCGAGCCUCACGAAGGUUCAAUGUCGCCGCCACCACUGCCACGCCGCCGCAGAGCGACUCCUCCGACGUCUUGACUCAGAUUCCUCCGGAUAAUCGCAUCCCAGCGACGAUAAUCACCGGAUUCUUGGGCUCCGGCAAGACUACGUUGCUUAACCAUAUAUUAACUGCGGACCACGGGAAGCGAAUUGCUGUGAUUGAAAAUGAGUAUGGUGAAGUAGAUAUUGAUGGUUCUUUGGUGGCUGCGAAAUCGGCAGGGGCCGAAGAUAUUGUUAUGUUGAAUAAUGGGUGCCUGUGCUGCACUGUGAGGGGUGAUCUUGUGAGGAUGAUUUCAGACUUGGUUAAUAAGAAGAAAGGGAGGUUCGAUCAUAUUGUGAUAGAGACUACUGGAUUGGCAAAUCCAGCACCGAUAAUACAGACAUUUUAUGCUGAAGAUCAGGUUUUUAACGAUGUUAAGUUGGACGGGGUUGUCACGUUAGUUGAUGCUAAACAUGCUCGACUUCAUCUGGAUGAAGUCAAGCCGGAAGGAGUUGUUAAUGAGGCAGUAGAGCAGAUUGCAUAUGCCGACCGUAUCAUUGUGAACAAGACUGAUCUUGUUGGUGAGCCAGAUAUUGCUUCUUUGGUGCAGCGAAUAAGGAACAUUAAUGGCAUGGCUCAACUGAAGCGUACAGAGUUUGGAAAAGUUAACCUGGAUUAUGUACUUGGCAUUGGAGGAUUUGAUUUGGAGAGGAUAGAGAGUGCUAUUGAUGCUGAAGGUGAGAAGCAAGAUCAUGAUCAUGAUCACGAUCACGAUCACCAUGAUCAUGACCACCAUCACCAGGAUCAUCAUCACCAUCAUGAUGAACAUGAUCACAAACACGAACAUCAUGAUGGCCACCACUCCCAUGAUCAUGUUCAUGAUCCUGGUGUGUCUUCUGUCAGUAUUGUUUGUGAAGGGAACUUGGAUCUUGAGAAGGCUAACAUGUGGCUGGGCACACUGUUGCUGGACCGGAGUGAGGACAUAUACCGGAUGAAAGGUCUUCUAUCUGUUCAGGGUAUGGAUGAGAGAUUUGUCUUCCAGGGAGUUCAUGAUAUAUUCCAAGGUUCGCCAGAUCGGUUGUGGGGCCCUGAUGAGCCAAGGACAAAUAAGAUUGUUUUCAUAGGGAAAAACUUAGAUGCACAAGAGUUGGAAAAGGGUUUUAAAGGUUGUUUACUGUGAGUGCCAACAAAUGCUCCUAGUUGUGUCUUUUUUGUUUAUUGAAUACUGAAUAAGUGAUAGCUGAACAUUAUUACUGUACAUGUGAUGUCUGCGGUAAAAGUGAAUGAGAAUUAAUUUGAUUAAUUGAAAAUAUAUAUCUUUA
Argentina anserina (silverweed cinquefoil) is the source of this 1619-nucleotide messenger RNA. RefSeq lists its product as uncharacterized. The record is from RefSeq and is a predicted model, not a curated record. The transcript has 10 exons. Lineage: Eukaryota; Viridiplantae; Streptophyta; Magnoliopsida; Rosales; Rosaceae. Bases 104 to 1477 code for a protein of 457 amino acids. Gene Ontology annotation, cellular component: cytoplasm.